This is a messenger RNA of Rubroshorea leprosula, 851 nucleotides long. Lineage: Eukaryota; Viridiplantae; Streptophyta; Magnoliopsida; Malvales; Dipterocarpaceae. The record is from the annotation of a GenBank genome assembly.
UCCUCCAAGCUCUGCAACCGUGGAGAUUUUCAUCGUAUAAAAUCGAUAAUAAGAAUUCCAGUUCUCAAAUUUCUCUUCACUGCUACUACUUUCUUUGAACUUCCAGCGCUUCAAAUUUUGCGUAAUUUCUUCUCUCCCUGAUCCAUCUUCCUUUUCUCUGAAUCGUUGGGGAUACUUAAUACUUCUGUCUUGCUGAUAUGGCAAAUAGGCGAUUCCGUUACAGCCCCUUAGCUGCUGAUGAAGACGAUGAUUAUGAUGUGAAUGGAGAAAGAAGAUAUGACCCUCGUUUUGAUUAUUCCCCAAAGGCCUUUGAUAAAAUCCCAUGGAAAUCUAUUGCGCUGGCAGUCUUUUUGCUCUGCCUUGGAUCACUGCUUCUGUUUCUUUCAUUUUUCAUCCUGACAGGUCAUAUGGGAGGAGAGCACUCACAGGCCUAUGGCCUUAUGGCCCUUGGAAUUCUGACCUUCCUCCCAGGCUUUUAUGAAACACGGAUAGCAUAUUAUGCAUGGAGGGGUGUUGACGGAUAUCGUUUUUCUUCCAUUCCAGACUACUAAGUCAAGUAUCUGUCUCUCAAAUGUGCUCGAACAUGCUGCAUCUGUCUAAAAUCAUAGUUUGAAUUGCUAUUUUGAUCUAAAUUUUCGAUUUUUACAACUCUAGAUAAACUAUUGUUCUAGUUCCAUGGUUUUAGCAACUCUAAGGUGUGUGUUUAGUUUAACAGCCAGACUAAAACAUGGUUGUUUGCCUUCUUUUUUUUUCCCUAUUUCUACUGUUGUAAGUCUCUCCUUAUGUACCUAACUCUCAUGUGUUAUUUUUUUCCAAACGUAGUUCUUGAGAAAUAAAAAAUUCAAGUCUAU